Papaver somniferum (opium poppy) is the source of this 1329-nucleotide messenger RNA. Its product is annotated as serine decarboxylase 1-like. NCBI's taxonomy places the organism in Eukaryota, Viridiplantae, Streptophyta, Magnoliopsida, Ranunculales, Papaveraceae. Bases 46 to 588 code for a protein of 180 amino acids. The transcript is spliced from 3 exons. The record is from RefSeq and is a predicted model, not a curated record.
CAUACUCUGCAUUACGUAGUACUGUUGUUUAAUAACUCCGUAGUGAUGGCAAUUGGAAGUAUUGUUGGGGUUGAAAAUGGAAAGACUGAUUCUGUACCGGAAAGUUUCAUUCCAGGAGGUAUGGCACCAGAAAAUGGAGUAAUAAGUAGAGAAAAAACAGGAGAAUAUUGUGUCCCAAGAAAUGUUCACGAUGCAACACUUAGUCAUGCUAUUACAGAGCCUGAAGCUAAUAAUGAGAGCACUGAAGAAAGAGAUGCAGAUAUGGCUACUGUGCUAGCUAAGUAUGAAAACUAUCUUCUUGAAAGGGUCAAGCAUCAGUUAGGUUACCCUAAGAAUAUGGACUUGGAUCAUGGUACUCCUCUUGCUUGGCUUCAACGUUUCCAUCUCAACAAUUGUGGUGAUCCCUUUACUAAGAGCAACUUUGGUCUCAAUUCUCAACAGUUCGAAUUGGGUGUGUUAGAUUGGUUUGCUCAACUUUGGGAAAUCGGUAAUCAUGAAUAUUGGGGUUACAUUACAAAUGGUGGUACAGAAAGCAAUCAUCAUGGUAUCUUUAUGGGGCUCCAAAAAUCUCAUUUAAGAAGCCAAUAGGGAGUGUUAGUAUUUCUGGCCACAAGUUUAUUGGUUGUCCAACACCCUGCAGUGUUCAGAUAACAAGGUUGGAUCAUAUCAAUGCCAUGUCAAGGUAUGUUGAGUGCAUUGCCUCCAGGGAUGCCACGAUCUCGGGAAGACGCAAUGGUCAUGCCCCAGUCUUCCUGUGGUACGCCCUUAACAGUAAAGGUUAUGGAGGGCUUCAGAAAGAAGUCCAAACAUGCGUCAGGAAGGCCCAGUAUCUGAAAAACCGUUUACGUUCUGAAGGGAUAAGUGUGAUGCUUAAUGAGCUCAGUAUAACUGUUGUAUUUGAAAGGCCAAAAGAUGAAGAGUUCGUUCGUCAUUGGCAACUUGCUUGUCAGGGAAACAUUGCUCAUGUUGUGGUUCUGCCGAGUGUCACUAUCAAGAUACUUGAUGAGUUCUUGAAUGAUCUGAUUAUGAAACGCUCGAUGUGGCAGCUCCAGGAUGGAAAGGUUCAACCUACUUGUAUCGCCGUAGAUAUUGGAAAGGAAAGUUGUGCUUGUCCUCAGCAUAAAGGAAGCUCUGCUACAACCUAAAGAUGAUAACUGUGCGAUAUUUGACGUCCGUAGCUGAUAACUGGGCUAACUGUUUAUGGUUUUUAUCUACGAUCCAGUUCAGGUACUCUCACAUUUACAGAGAAGGAAAUGGCGUAGCUGAUUUACUUGCAAAACGGGACGCUUCUUCAAGUUCUCAAUGGUGGAUAGAGCCACCAUCUUUCAU